Messenger RNA from Paramuricea clavata, 2377 nucleotides. Lineage: Eukaryota; Metazoa; Cnidaria; Anthozoa; Malacalcyonacea; Plexauridae. The record is from the annotation of a GenBank genome assembly.
AUGCAGCUGACACCGUGGAAUUUUUAUCAAACUAAGCACCCAGAAUCCCACAUAAUUUUUUCAUCCAUUCUCCCAAGAAGUGAUGAAUUAGACAAGAGGGGACUGACCUUAAACAAUAGUUUAGAGAAAUCAUUAUCUACAAAGAAAAACAUCACCUUUGACAGACACCCCAACAUCAACUCCCAAUACCAGCUGAAAGACAAGAAACAUCUCAAUGAUGUUGGAGUCAAGCGUUUCGCUCAGAGCCCGAAGCGUGCAUAUUAUAAGAAUCCAUACAAACCAAGAAAGAAUUUUCCGAAGUCUCAGAUCCCAUAUAACCGACCCUUCUUCACCUUUAAUCCUCACCACCAGUCUACUCCUUUUCGUCCUCCUCACUCUCCACCAGCAAGUUUUCCUCAGCAAAGUUCCAACCAAAAAAUUCCUAACAACCAUUAUCAAUAUCCCUCGACUUACCAUCAACAAACAAUCCCAAAACUGACAUCACUCCUUGGGAACCAAGAAGCAAGACUUGGAAAUUAUACAAGUAAACAAGAAAUACCAAUGCAACUGAUACAACUAAUCAAGGACUUACAUAGGUAUGUUACAUAAGAAUGAUAUUUAAUGGUUGUAAGACAAUUAUGCAACAUUUGAGUAUAAUGAACUUAAUUAUCUUCUAUAUACUUCCCCUUCUCUUCUAAUUAUUACUUUGAAAUUUUGAUAACCUAAUAUUUAGUAUAUUAGAAAAUGCCUGGUUAUUCUAUAGAUAACUUGCUUAUUAGUUUUUUUUUAUAAAUAUUUACAAACUUAUCAUUCACUACGUGGAACAUCCAUGGUAUUUCAAAUGUUGUCCUUGGUGAGAAAACUAAAAACAAGGACUUCAUUGACCAUAUUAAUAAUAUAGAUUUCAUUUUCCUCACUGAAACUUGGUGUAACUCAAAUAUAGAUGUUCCUGGUUUCAGGUCUUUUGUCUCUGAUACUGCAAAACCUCAUACCAACCGGGCAUGUCGCAAAUCGGGUGGUAUCACUCUACUAACCAGAACCAAAUUUGAAAAAUUUACUUCAAUUGUUAAAAAGUCAAAACAUUUUCUAUGGGGCAAAAUAUCAAAAGAUGUGUUAAAUGCCAAAAAUGAUCUAUUUGUAUGUGGUGUGUAUAUUCCAUCAGAAAAAAAUCUGUUUAUUUUAAAAAUGAAAUUUUUGAUGAAUUAGAAAAUGAUAUUAUACAAUUUUCAUCAAAAGGAAACAUAAUAUCCUUGGUGAUUUUAAUGCUAGAAUCAAUACACUCGAAGACUUUAUUUCUAAAGAUGGCAACAAUUUUAUAAAUGGCACUAGUGAAAAUUGCUUGCAACCAAAAAACAGACUAAAUUUCGACCACCAAAUUAAUAACCAUGAUAAACAGUUAAUUAAUCUAUGUAAAAACUGUGACAUGAAAAUUUUAAAUGGACGCACAAAAGGUGAUUCCUUUGGACGAGCUACUUUCCAUGGUAACAAUGGUAUAAGUGUCGUUGAUUACACCAUAUGUGAUCAGGAAUUAUUUAGAUAUACUAAUUAUUUUGUUGUAAAACCACCAACAUACCUAUCUGACCAUAGUCAAAUUGUUACACGGGUUGGUAUCGGUACCAUGAUACCUGGAUGUAUGAUACCUGGAUGUAACAAUGAAAUGACUAAAUUACCAAACCAAUACAUUUGGGAUAACCACUCUAAAAAUAACUUUAGAGAAUCAUUAAGAUCGCAAGAAAUGCAAAAGAAAUUGAAUGAAUUUAUGAACUCAGAAUUCACAAAUGAUUUGAAUGGAGCAAACCAAUUUAUAACUGAAUUCCAAAACAUCUUACUCGAAACAUCGAAAAAAAGUUUGAAAAUUAAAAAGUGCAAACGAAGAAGAAAAAUCACUAACGUUGCUCAAAAGAAAUGGUUGGAUAAAGACUGUAGAAUCAAACGACAUAAUUUAAGGAAAUUAUCUAAUUUAAAGCAUAGAGAUCCUACAAAAGUUGAACUUAGAAAAAACUACAAUGAUGCCUUGAAAUCAUAUAAGGUAACCCUACAGCUGAAACAAAGUGAAUUUCACAACAAAAAGAUUAAUGAACUAGAAACAGCUAGUCAAAAUGAUUUUAACCUUUUCUGGAAAACACUAAAGCACUUGACAGACGACCUUAAUACUGAAAUUAAUUCUGAAAACUCACCAAAAAAUCAUGAAUGGUACCCACAUUUUCAACAACUACAUUGUGAUCACCAUCUUGGUGAAGAACAAGAAAAAAUUAUCGGAAAAUUGAAACAAAAGGAAAAUUCGAAAAAUCUCCUCAAUGAGCUUGAUACGGAAAUAACAAUUGAAGAAAUAAUAAAAACAGCUAAGAAAAUAAAUCUAAAAAAGCUGCACACUCAGAUAAAAUCAACAAUGAAAUGA